This is a messenger RNA of Orbicella faveolata, 977 nucleotides long. RefSeq lists its product as uncharacterized. Gene Ontology annotation, cellular component: cytoplasm. Gene Ontology annotation, biological process: L-arabinose metabolic process. NCBI's taxonomy places the organism in Eukaryota, Metazoa, Cnidaria, Anthozoa, Scleractinia, Merulinidae. Gene Ontology annotation, molecular function: alpha-L-arabinofuranosidase activity. The record is from RefSeq and is a predicted model, not a curated record.
ACUCCAGUUACGCCUAUUUUUACAGAGAUGUGCGUUGCGUUAAACUUCAUUAACAGCAUUGGAUCUCCAUUUAAACUCUACUCUUCUCUCAAACACGAGGGAUAUCUUGCCACUGGAUCUGGUUUUAAACUAAAACUGAUGAUAGACAGACCUGAGCUUCACAGUCACGUGGUAUUCUAUGCCAAAGAUGCAGACGGUAAACGGAAAAUUCUUCUGAAUGAACAGCCGAGCAUUUCAGCGGCAGUAGUUGCUGGCUGUCCAGAAUAUUGGGACGUGUUUGUGACGGCCGGGCAAGCAACACCGUCCGAGUCACCACUGCAUCAUUAUCAACACCAUCACCAUGUCCAUCAUCCAGGUGUUUCAUCCUCUGUAGGCUAUCCUCCGCCAUCUGCAGCACCAUCACUUCCUGCUCCGUUGCCAGUAAGUCCCGCCUCUCCUCCUGUAGUUUCAAAACCUCCAGCUCCAGGUUUAACGACAUCCCAGGGAGGCCCCGCCGCAGCAGUGCCUGGUGCUUCCGCCUCACCGUCUCCACCAUUUUCAGCCCCAGCUCCACCUUCCCCACCUUCUUUAGCCCCAGUUCCACCUUCUCCACCUUCCUUAGCCCCAGCUCCACCCGCUGCACCUGCCGCACCUCCCACCACCUAUCCGUAUCCCCCAGAACCGUCUCAAUCUUCUUCAUCUACACUGUACGUGCCCUCCUCUCAGCUGGCUGCAGCACCACCAAUAUCAGGUCCUUCACAAGCUUUCUCACCUGUAGCUCCAUACACUCCAGCAGAAGUAAUAACGACAUCUCUGGAAGACGAACCUCCAACAGUUCACUAUCACUAUCAUUACGACGGUCAAAAAGCACCAGAAGCAACUUCCUGGGGGAGACUGUAAAGUUUAAAAAGGUGAACCCGCUUUUGCAAGGAUCCUCACGAGUGCUCUUUGACUGCUUCAUUAAGCUUCUGCAAACAAGACUUAAUGUAGAAGAAGAA